Messenger RNA from Melopsittacus undulatus (budgerigar), 378 nucleotides. It is a transcript of the gene VPREB3, whose product is annotated as V-set pre-B cell surrogate light chain 3. The transcript has 2 exons. Bases 1 to 378 code for a protein of 125 amino acids. The record is from RefSeq and is a predicted model, not a curated record. Gene Ontology annotation, biological process: immunoglobulin production; immune response. Lineage: Eukaryota; Metazoa; Chordata; Aves; Psittaciformes; Psittaculidae.
AUGGCCCUGGGCUUCAUGGUCCUGCUCCUGGUGGGGAUGCUGGAGACAGCUUCCAGGGCUGUGCCUGUGCUGACCCAGCCAACCUUCAUGUUGGUGCUGCCCGGGCAGACUGCUCGGCUGUUCUGCACCCUGAGCCCCCAGUACAACAUCAGUGACUUCGGCAUCUCCUGGUUCCAGCAGCGCCCGGGGCACAACUUGACAUAUCUGCUCUAUUACAACUCUGAGCGAGAGAAGCACAAGGCCACCAAGACUCCCGACCGCUUCUCUGCUACCAAAGACAUCGCCAGCAAUGCCUGCAUCCUCACCAUCACAUCCAUCUGUGAUGAAGACAGUGGCAACUAUUACUGCUCCCUGUCAACUGCCUUCAGCUGGUUUUAG